AUGGACAUCAAGCCCAUUCCGGCCUUUUACUGCUGCUAUCUCCUGCGCUCUACCAUUCGCCAUUCGAGUGUUUACGUGGGAUCCAGCCCCGAUCCUGCUCGUCGACUGGCCCAACACAAUGGUCGUGUUCAAGGUGGUGCUGUGCGAACGUCGCGAGCCUCCUUACGUCCAUGGGAAAUGACUUGCAUUGUGGCUGGCUUUCCCUCCAACAUUGCUGCUCUUCAGUUUGAAUGGGCGUGGCAUAAUGCGCACUUGACGCGACAUAUCACGCCCACAGAACGCAUCUCAUUUGCAACCACCCGCACUAAAACCUCAAAAUCGGGCAAAGCAACGCGCCGCCCGGGAAGGCCACGCACUUCCUUGAUGGAUAAACUUUCCAAUCUUCACAUUCUGCUCCGCACCCCAUACUUCUCUAAGUGGCCCCUCGAACUUCGGUUUUUCAAUGAAGAGGUCUAUCGUUCGUGGGUCACCUGGUGUGGAAGGGUAGAUGCUUAUCUUCGUCCUGGUAUCUCAGUCAUUCUUGAUCCAGCACAAACAAAACCCUUGUUGACGGAAGAAUUCACUUCAGCACAGCCAUUAUCAAGAAGCAAAAAAGCAGACUUGAUAGGGAAAGGUGGUGCUGAGGGUGUUGAUCCGACGUAUGCCCGCCUGUAUGACAUUUUCCAAAAAAGCCAGUUCCUGCUGGACGAGGACGAUAGUCACAAUUGUUCGGUGUGUUCCGAGAACUUGGACAUACAUCGCAGUUUAUUCAUCCUUUGUCCUUCAGAUAAAUGUUACGACACCUCUCAUGUCGCAUGCGUUGCGCAGAAAUCUCGUGUCGAAGAUGAGCCCAGUGGGAUUGUUCCUGAAUUUGGAGUCUGUCCCUCCUGUAACGAGAGCCAUCCAUGGCCUGAACUCAUGCGACAGGUGACCCUAAGGACGCGAGGCGAGAAAGAAGUCCAAAAGCUCCUGUCCAAGAAGGCUAAGAGCCGUGCUGCCACUGCUGCUGCAAUAUUGGAAGCCGAGAGUGAAGAGGAAGUCAUGAACCAGGAUGAUUUGACUGCUCAAGAUAUUGCUGAUGAGGAGGGUGGUCUGAGUGACUAUGUCAACUACGACGACGAUGACGAUGCCUCCGUAGCCUCCAUGGAUUCAACCUUCAGCAAGAACUCUAAACAGGUCUUGGAGCUUUCUCCCACCAAAAAGCCCUCCAAGCUGGAAAUUGUGAUAGAAGAUAGCGAGGAUGGAGGAUGA
Exophiala bonariae is the source of this 1230-nucleotide messenger RNA. RefSeq lists its product as uncharacterized. The record is from RefSeq and is a predicted model, not a curated record. NCBI's taxonomy places the organism in Eukaryota, Fungi, Ascomycota, Eurotiomycetes, Chaetothyriales, Herpotrichiellaceae. The transcript has a single exon. Gene Ontology annotation, cellular component: Slx1-Slx4 complex. Gene Ontology annotation, molecular function: crossover junction DNA endonuclease activity; 5'-flap endonuclease activity. Gene Ontology annotation, biological process: double-strand break repair via homologous recombination. The coding region runs from base 1 to 1230 and encodes 409 amino acids.